GUGAGGAGGGGGCGGAGCCGGAAGUGCCGAAGGCGGCGGGCGGGGGAGGGGCGGACGAGCGGCAAUGCACGCUGUGCCUGCAGAGCGGGGACGCACCUGCACAGCGCUGCGAGCACUGCGGUCGCCCCGGGGCCACCGUCGGCUGCUGUUUGGCCGCUUGCGCCGCCAAUUAUCACUUCAUGUGCGCCCGGCGCUGCCAGGCCGCCUUCCUCAGGGACAAGAGAGUGUUCUGCCAGCGCCACGGGCGCCUGCUGGGCGGGGACGAGCUGGUUCGGGACGGGGGCUUCGCGGUGCUGCGCCGGGUGCUGGUGGAUUUCGGGGGGAUCAGCCUCAAGAGGAAAUUUUUGGGGGGUCUGGAACCCGAGGCCGUCAACGUCAUGAUCGGCUCCAUCCGCAUCGACCGCCUGGGGGCGCUGACGGAGCUGUCGGAGAGAGACGGGCGGCUCUUCCCAGUGGGAUACCAGUGCUGGAGGCUGUACUGGAGCACGCGGGACGCCCGCCGCCGCUGUUGGUAUCGCUGUCGGAUCCUGGAGCAGCCGCCCGGAGCCGUCGGGGGAGGGGCCGGGACCCCCCCGGGACCCCCCCCCGAGCACAACCGCACCAUCGCCCACGGCAGCCCCGGCCACGCCCCCUCGGUGCCACGUCACAUCCCCACCGUGGGGGACCCCGAGGUGGCCCCGAGGUGUCCCCGGUGGCCGCGCCGGCCUCGGCACCCCAAGGACGCCGUGACGUCAUCGAAGGGGGCGGGGCCGAGCCUCAGGUCGAUGCCACUCCCGAGGCCGUCGUCCCCCGGCGCCGUGACGUCACCCAACGGGGCGUCACGUGACGCCAUGACGUCACCCAACGGCGUGUCACCUGACGCGAUGACGUCACCCAACGGCGUGUCGCCUGACGCCAUGACGUCACCACCCAACGGCGUGUCACCUGACGCGAUGACGUCACCCAACGGCGUGUCGCCUGACGCGAUGAUGUCACCCAACGGCGUGUCACCUGACGCCAUGACGUCACCCCCGGGGCCACCGCGGCUCUGGGGACCGAGGGCGGCGCCGGAGGUCACGGCCAGGCCCCUCCCCCCGCCGUCGCCGCGCGGUGACACCAGCGAGGACGAGGACGAGGCCGCCGCGGCCACGGCGACGGCGUCGGUGACGUCGCCGCGGGGACGUCGCUACUUCGGCUACGCCCGCACCGUGGUGGCCUCGGCGCUGGCCCUGUCCCCUCCGUCCCCCUGCCCCCACAUCCAGCAGCUGGACGGCACCGAUGACGUCACCAGGGGGGUGACGUCGUCGUCGUCGUCGGUGAUGACGUCAUCGGGAGGCGUGAUGACGUCAUCGGGGGGGGCGGCGCCCCCCGAGGGGCUGCCCCCGGACAUCGUGGAGUUCGUGCUGAGAGGGGUCGGCGGGGACGGGGAGUGGCAGGGCCACCACCAUGGGGACAUCGAUGGUGGUCAUCGGCUUGGGGACAUCGAUGGUGGUCACCACCGUGGGGACAUCGAUGGUGGUCACCGGCUUGGGGACAUUGAUGGUGGUCACCACCAUGGGGACAUUGAUGGAGGUCAUCGGCUUGGGGACAUCGAUGGAGGUCACCGGCUUGGGGGCAUUGAUGGAGGGCACCGGCUUGGGGACAUCGAUGGUGGUCAUCACCGUGGGGACAUCGAUGGAGGUCACCACCGUGGGGACAUCGAUGGAGGUCAUCGGCUUGGGGACAUUGAUGGAGGUCACCAUGUUGGGGACAUCGAUGGAGGUCAUCGGCUUGGGGACAUCGAUGGAGGUCGCCACCAUGGGGACAUCGAUGGUGGUCAUCGGCUUGGGGACAUCGAUGGUGGUCACCAUGUUGGGGACAUCGAUGGUGGUCACCACCGUGGGGACAUCGAUGGUGGUCACCAGAUCAGGGACAUCGAGCAGGGCCAUCACCAUGGGGACAUCAAGCAGGGUCACCGGAUCAUGGACAUGGAUGGAGGUCACCACCCUGGGGACAUCGGUCAAGGUCACCGGCUUGGGGACAUCAAUCGAGGCCACCAGAUCAUGGACAUGGAUGGAGGCCACCAGAUGAUGGACAUUGAUCGAGGCCACCACCAUGGGGACAUCGAUGGAGGUCAUCGGCUUGGGGACAUUGAUGGAGGCCACCAGAUCGGGGACAUUGAUGGAGGUCACCACCUUGAGGACAUCAGGCAGGGCCACCAGAUCAUGGACAUUGGUCAAGGUCACCGGCUUGGGGACAUCGGGCAGAGACAGAGGCUUGGGGACAUCGGUCAAGGCCACCACCCUGGGGACAUGGAUGGAGGCCACCAGCUUGGGGACAUCAGUCAAGGCCACCAGAUCAGGGACGUCGGUCAAGGCCACCACCACCCCCCUGGGGACAUCGAUCGAUGCCACCGCCUCGGGGACAUCGGUCAAGGCCACCGCCUCGGGGACAUCGCUCAGGGCCACCAGCUUGGAAAUGUCCAAGGCCACCACCUCGGGGACAUCGAUGGAGGUCGCCACCACGGUGACGUCAUCCAUGGCCACCACGGUGACGUCAUCAAGAGCCACCAUGGUGACGUCAUCCAUGGCCACCACAGUGAUGUCAUUCAGGGCCACCACGGUGACGUCAUCCAGGGCCACCAUGGUGACAUCAUGAAGAGCCACCACCACGGUGACGUCAUCAAGGGCCACCACAGUGACGUCAUCCAGGGCCACCACGGUGACAUCAUCCAGGGCCACCAUGGUGACAUCAUGAAGAGCCACCACGGUGACAUCAUCAAGAGCCACCACCACGGUGACAUCAUCCAGGGCCACCACGGUGACGUCAUCAAGAGCCACCACCACGGUGACGUCAUCAAGGGCCACCCUGGCGUCACCGGGGGCGGGGCCAGCGCCCCCAACGGCCACGGGGACACCUUGGGGACACCUUGGGGACGUCCCAAGCGCCCGGGGGAGGGGACGGGGACGGAGAGCAAGAGAGCACGGCUGGAGCUGGACGUGGGGGACAGCGGUUCCCCCCCCAGUGACGUCACCUCGGAGCCGCCCUGGGCCUCCUGCGCCG
Molecule: messenger RNA, 3021 nt
Organism: Pseudopodoces humilis (Tibetan ground-tit)
Lineage: Eukaryota; Metazoa; Chordata; Aves; Passeriformes; Paridae
Source: RefSeq, a predicted model, not a curated record